Molecule: messenger RNA, 606 nt
Organism: Prorocentrum cordatum
Lineage: Eukaryota; Dinophyceae; Prorocentrales; Prorocentraceae
Source: the annotation of a GenBank genome assembly
AUGGCCUGUGCGCAGGCAGCGGUAUCCUGCGCCUUCCUGCUGCUGGUCCUCGCCCCUUCGUGCCAUUGCGAUUGCGCGCCGCGGGACGUCGCCAUCGACGGGUACUCGGUCUCGUUCAGCAGCGUCCUCUUGUUACAGGCAGCGCUGAGAUUCGAGAAGGUCGAGAACGUGUCCGCGCGUGCCGCCGGCGGCGGUGGCGGCGCUCCCGCCGGUGGCAACCUGACCGCGGAAGCCUCGGGGCGCAGGCAUCCAGAGAUUCCGCAGCAGAACGCAGCGUACUCGACCGCCCACCAGUUGGUCAAGCAUCGGCUGGAGGCCGCGCGGGCCCGCCUGGCGGAGGCGCGGCGCCCCGCGGGCGCGGCGCAGGCGCCGCACGGGCCGCUGCAGGCCCUGCAGCUGGCGGGGGAGCCGAGUGAUGCGCCAGGCGCGCGGCUGCCGCUCCUGUGGCUCGGCGGACCCUACGGCAGCGGGGACGCCACGCCCUUCGCGGCGGCGCUGGGCUACCACCUCGCCUUGCUGGUGGCAGUGUGCAUCGUCGGCUGCUGCUGGCGAGAGGAUGGUCGUCUUCAUCAGGAGGUCGCCAAGCAGGAGCUCUCAGCCAGCUGA